Fraxinus pennsylvanica is the source of this 504-nucleotide messenger RNA. Lineage: Eukaryota; Viridiplantae; Streptophyta; Magnoliopsida; Lamiales; Oleaceae. The record is from the annotation of a GenBank genome assembly.
AUGUUUUUAGAGCCUGGGAAAUUUUGGAUUGGAGAAUGCUCUUUGGGUUUACCUGUUGCUCAUGCUUGUGUGGCGGCUUUUGAUGCUCUUGCUGCAGUUGGGGAGGUAAAUGCAGUACGUAGAGAGGCCCUUAUCAGUUGGAUUAGACCGCCUGAUGGUUUUGUUGUUUUGAAUACUGAUGGAGCUUUUCGCAGAAAUUCUCUUUUAGCUACUGCAGGAGGUGUCUUUCGCAGUCAGAAUGGGAUUUGGUUGGGAGGAUUUUUGGUCAAGCUGGCCAUUGUAACACUUUUAGAGUGGAACUUUAGGGUAUUUACACUGGUUUGCAGGAAGCAUGAAAGAAUGGGUGGCACAAGGGAAGCUAAUACUAUUGCUGACCAUAUGGCCAACUUGGCUUUUGAUCAGAUAGAUCGUUUCAUUUGGUAUGAUGGCCCCCUAUCAAGCGCAAGCCUUCUUCUCUUUGGAGAUAUUAUAGGAGCUGCUCGUCCACGGAUGAUUCGCUCAUAA